AUAAAUUGCUGACGUUGUUGAUGAGGUGUCGCGCAAAGAAUGUUUCCCUUUCUUUCGGGGAGCAAAACGAGUUCGUGAAUCAGUUCGUGAGUUCGUGAAUCUCGGAGGCUGCGGAGAUCGUUGCUAGAUGCGAAUCUCCACGUUCCGACGUGUGGGUCGGGUUUGCGGUGUCCGCUUCGUGACGAUUGCCAGUUAAGCUAAUCGCUAGGAGACUUACUUCGGAGGGCAAGCCACCGGAUUCGAAACACCGACGGACUGGCUGAUUCAUCGUCACCAAAGCUUCGCGCUGCAAUCGCGCAGCAUCUCUCAGUAGUCCGCUGUAACAGCGCGUACCGGCGACCGGUUUGCGAACGUUGCCUGGCGACCGAGCGCCGCAUAGUUGGCAGAGGAUGUCGUCCGCUUCCAAGAGCAAACCGAAGAAGAGCAGCAACCUGCGCAUCCUGUGGAUACCGGGACGGAAGAAGCACAACCGCAAGGGAACGUUUAACGCCACAAAGAAUGGGCUGCCGCAGAACUACGGGAUGCAGCCGCGUAAAAACGAAUCCUGGACCCUCGGCGGACCGCUGAAUCAUAGUAAAAUCAUAAACGCAAACUUUUUUUUCAGAGAUCUGCACGAAAACAACCUUGAUCUCGCCGGGAUCGCGACGGCCACGACCGGUGCGAUGAGUGUGGCGGCAAUGGCGGUGAAAAGCACCGAUCUGGACAGCGCGAACCACCUGGAACCGAUGCCCUCUACCUCCCAGCAGCAGCAGGCGGCUGAGGAAGGAACCACUUCCGGUGGAUCACCGCCCCCGUUGAUCGCCGUCGGUACGAUCGAGUUGAACAAUUUGAACGGGGAUGUUGCAAGUAACAAGGAAAAGGAGAUCGCCAGCAGCAAUCAGUUUGAGCCCCUGGCACUGAUCGACGAAGACGAGGAGCGCGAGGAGAAGGAUCGCAACUGCUCGAACGCGCAGUCGUCGUCGUCGCUGCUAUCGUCGAACAAUGAUAACCGAUCGUCGGAGAACGUACACCACGCGGACACGCUCGCGAUCGGCGAGCAGCACCGACGGCGGCGGCGCCGGAGUGCCGCAUCGAAGAAAAACAGUGCCGAGGACAUCGAUUCGAUCGAUCAAGCGGACAGUGCGGUCGAUGUAACGCACCCGCUGGGGGAGCGUGAAACGCCGUUCGAUGAUUGUGAUGAGGAGGAGGAGCGCCCCUCGAGGAGAAACCACCAGCAAGCGGGGUCCGGGCAUCCGGUGGGGGUCAAACGACGGAACAAACCACGGAACCGCUCGGGCAGCCGACGGCGACAGCAGACGCAAACGACGCCGGAAUCAGUGAUUCUGCAGGACGAACCGGAUGGCGAAGUAAAGGACAACGAGGUGUAUGAAAAAACGGUCACCUGUCUUUACUGGGCGCUAGCUUGUUGGGAUUGCAGCAUUUCGUAGAGCGGCACGCGUAGCGCCAAUUGUAGAGUAUUUAUGUUAUGAACACGCAACGCUAUAGCUAACCAUUAAUUAGUUAGGGAAACUUGGCCGUCAUACGGCCGUCUCCUCUUCCCACGAGUUAGGAUAGAUGUAGGGUGUAUACAGGAAGGCAAGCUAAUCAACAUAGACUCAAAGCAGUAGAGUGUACCGUAUUUUCGAACCACUUUUUGUCGACGGAUUUGAGCGAACGCCGCACGGCGGCUUGAUGUUGCGGUUGUUUGGAGAUUUUUUGACAAAAUAGGCACCGCACCGUACCGAUCGGCCUAUUGCACGGGGUGUCUAUUACAACGGAAACCUAAUUUAUGAAGCAACAAACACUGAACUAGACUUAAGCGAACCGAUUUUUAUAAACCUA
Anopheles bellator is the source of this 1821-nucleotide messenger RNA. RefSeq lists its product as uncharacterized. The record is from RefSeq and is a predicted model, not a curated record. Bases 390 to 1427 code for a protein of 345 amino acids. The transcript has 4 exons. Lineage: Eukaryota; Metazoa; Arthropoda; Insecta; Diptera; Culicidae.